AUGAAUUUGAAAAAGCUUCCUAUAAAUGUAGAGGACCCAUAUUCUAAUUUCAUAAGUACUAUAUCUGAUUUAGGUGAUACAUUAAAUACCUUAAAAUAUAAUUAUUCUGAUAUAAAAGAGAAAAUGCAUAAUUUCAAAGACAUUACGUAUAACCUACAAAAAGAUACUUCUAAUUUACAAAGUAAUAGAAGUGUUUCAGAAAUCGAUGAUGCAGAAGUAAAAGAUUAUAUUUGUAUGUUAGAAAAUAUAAAUUUUAAUAUACAAUGUUCAUUAAACAAUAUAAAAAGAUUUAUUAUCCAAAUAAAAAAUGAUUUUAUUUUCAUGAAAAAUCUCUCUGAAUUAGAAAAUGAUGAUAAGAAAUUUAAUGAAGAUCCCAGUACAAUGCAAAAUACAUUAACAAAUUUACCAGAUGAGCUAAAUAGUUCAUUAAACAGUGUUAUUGAUUCACAAAAUAAAUCCAUGAUUUUUCCAGAUGAUCCCAUUAAUUCGAAAAAUACUUUGGAAGAUUUACUAGAUGAAAUAAGUAAUUUAAAUAACUCAACCUAUGAAUCACAAGAUAGAUCUAUGUUAUUACAAGAUAAUCCAACUGAUACACAAAAUACUACCACGAAUUCACUAGAGAAAUUAACUGAUUCACAAAGCAAUACUACGGUAUUAGAUGAUGAUCCCAUUAAUUCGAUAAAUACUCUGACAGAUUUACUAGAUGAAAUAAGUAAUUCAAAUAACUCAAAAAAUGAAUCACAAGAUAGUUCUAUGUUAUUACAAAAUAAUCCAACUGAUUUACAAAAUACUAACGUGAAUUCACUAGAGGAAUUAAUUGAUUCACAAAGCAAUACUAUGGUAUUAGAUGAUGAUCCCAUUAAUUCGAUAAAUACUUUAACAGAUUUACUAGAUGAAAUAAGUAGUUUAAAUAACUCAACAAAUGAAUCACAAGAUAGGUCUAUGUUAUUACAAGAUAAUCCAAGUGAUUUACAAAAUACUAACACGAAUUCACUAGAGGAAUUAAUUGAUUCACAAAGCAAUACUAUGGUAUUAGAUGAUGAUCCCAUUAAUUCGAUAAAUACUUUAACAGAUUUACUAGAUGAAAUAAGUAGUUUAAAUAACUCAACAAAUGAAUCACAAGAUAGGUCUAUGUUAUUACAAGAUAAUCCAAGUGAUUUACAAAAUACUAACAUGAAUUCACUAGAGGAAUUAAUUGAUUCACAAAGCAAUACUAUGGUAUUAGAUAAUGAUCCCAUUAAUUCGAUAAAUACUUUAACAGAUUUACUAGAUGAAAUAAGUAGUUUAAAUGACUCAACAAAUGAAUCACAAGAUAGUUCUAUGUUAUUACAAAAUAAUCCAAGUGAUUUACAAAAUACUAACACGAAUUCACUAGAGGAAUUAAUUGAUUCACAAAGCAAUACUAUGGUAUUAGAUGAUGAUCCCAUUAAUUCGAUAAAUACUUUNACAGAUUUACUAGAUGAAAUAAGUAGUUUAAAUAACUCAACAAAUGAAACACAAGAUAGUUCUAUGUUAUUACAAGAUAAUCUAACUGAUUUACAAAAUACUAACAUGAAUUCACUAGAGGAAUUAAUUGAUUCACAAAGCAAUAUUAUGGUAUUAAAUGAUGAUCCCAUUAAUUCGAUAAAUACUUUGACAGAUUUACUAGAUGAAAUAAGUAGUUUAAAUAACUCAACAAAUGAAACACAAGAUAGUUCUAUGUUAUUACAAGAUAAUCUAACUGAUUUACAAAAUACUAACACGAAUUCACUAGAGGAAUUAAUUGAUUCACAAAGCAAUACUAUGGUAUUAGAUGAUGAUCCCAUUAAUUCGAUAAAUACUUUGACAGAUUUACUAGAUGAAAUAAGUAGUUUAAAUAACUCAACAAAUGAAUCACAAGAUAGUUCUAUGUUAUUACAAAAUAAUCCACCUGAUUUACAAAAUACUAACACGAAUUCACUAGAGGAAUUAAUUGAUUCACAAAGCAAUACUAUGGUAUUAGAUGAUGAUCCCAUUAAUUCGAUAAAUACUCUGACAGAUUUACUAGAUGAAAUAAGUAAUUUAAAUAACUCAACCUAUGAAUCACAAGAUAGUUCUAUGUUAUUACAAGAUAAUUCAACUGAUUUGCAAAAUACUAACACAUAUUUGUCAGACAAACUAAUGGAUUCACAAAAUAUUAAUGAUAUUUUACAAAGUAGUACCAAGGUACCACAGGAGAAUUCUAUUAAUUUACAAAAUAAUUCCAUGGAAUUACAAGAUUGUUCUACUAAUAUAGAAGGUAGUGCUUGUGAAUUCCUAAAUGUUGUCGUAAAUAUGCAACAAGAAUUAAGCAUUUUACACAAUGCUGUAUCUAAUUUAAAAAAUCAAAUCACUGUUUUAAAAAAUGACCCUAUUAAAUUUAAUAAUACUAUCAUAGAUUUAAAAAGUGAAUUAAAAACCAUACAAGACAAUGCAUCUAAUAUACAAGAGAAUUAUACUAUUUUACAUAGUAUUUUACAAAAAAUAGAAAAUAAUUCACAACAUCAUUCCGUGAAUAUGGAAAAUGAAUCUAAUAAUGCAGAAAAUAUAAGACAUAGUAGACAAAAUAGCAGUACAGAUACACAGAGUAAAAUUAUUAAUUUACAUAAUUCUACUUAUAUGGAACAUGAUCCCGAUAUGUUAAAAAACAUAAGCUACAAAUUAUUUAAUAUACCCCAUAGUUUAGAAGAAGUAGUUUUCGAUUUAGGAGAUAUUCCUCUUUUUUCAACAGAAGGGUUUAUUUGUUUACUUGAACAAAAGUUUGUUUCAUAUUAUAAUAAUCUUUAUCCUUGUUUGGAAAAAAAGAAAAAUCAAAUUUUAUCAAAGAGAAAUAUUAGAGGAAUAUCCAUACAUCAAGCUAAGAGAAGGAGACUUGAAGGAGAAGGCAAUAGAGAAGAAUGUUUUACUAAAAUUGAUGAAAAUAAUCUUGAGUGUAAUUCUAAAAGCAAUCACUACGAAAAUGUAAAAUGUUUAUUUGAAGAAACAUGUCUAAUUCUGUCAAAGGAAAUUUUUACAUUUGAAUAUCAUAACUUUUUAUGCAUAAUUAACAAUGCAAAUAGUAUUCAUGAAGGAUUAAAAAAAAUUGUGGAUGAUUUUUUGAAACUAUAUAAUUUAAGUAUUAAUAAUUUAAGAGAAUUUAUUGAGACAAUAUUAAAAAAUGUUGAUCAAAGCAUUUUAAGUAAGACAAUGUAUAAAAUAAAUUAUAAAAAUGUAAACCUAGAAAAAGUAUUAGACAAAGCUUCUAAAAAAGCAGAUAGACUUAAGAAAACAAUAAAAUUAUCAUCUAUAAAUUUAAAUGAAAUAAAUAAAAGCAUAGACGAAUUUUUACCUAAUUUAACUUGCCUAAGCGAAAAAGCAUGUAAUUUAAAUAAAGAUGCAAACAGUAUAAAAAAAAUAAUUGAUGGCAAUGUGCAUUCUCAAUUAAUAGACGAAAUACUAUUAUUAUCAACUGAUGAAAAAGCACAUUUUAAUAAAAUAUUUGAAAAUUUAGAUAAUUUGUUAAAUAGUGUUGAAGAGACACUCGACGAAGGAGAAUUUUCUAUAAAUAAUACACUAUUAGAAAAUGGUAUGCAAUUAUUGAAUUAUUCUAUGAAUGUUGUUCAUAAACAUUAUAGAAGUGUAUAUAUACCUCCAAAAUGUUUUGAUAUACUUAAUCUAUCAUAUAAAGAUAAUAUAAAAGUAACACAAAUUAUUUUUCAUUUCUUAAAUGAAGCAAAUAAGAAUAAUGUGGAAAUUUUUAGUUCAUCUCCAAAAUUAUCUAUUAAUAAUGAUAUUGCAAAAGCAAUUGAUGACAUUUUUUCUUAUGAACAAAAAUAUUUAUCAGAAUGUUACAAUAAAUUCUUUCAAUAUUUUAAUAUAGAUAGAAAUAAAGGUAUAGAUAAUACAUGGUUAUCUUCUUCAUUAAACAAUGAUGAAAAGAAGAUCAAAGCAAUCAAAUUACAUUCAGAAAUUAUUAAAUUAGUGAAAAAUAAAAAUUAUAUUUUCUUAUUGAAUUUAAUUAGAAAAAUAUAUAGAUUAAUAAAAUAUAUGGGAAGUAAAAAAGAUGUAGAAGAAUCCUCAAAAGAAGGGAAAUCAAUGGAAGAAAUAUUAUCAGAAAUAGAAUUACUUAAAAAUUUAUUGAAAUCAAUAAAAUUAAAUGCAAAAUGUAAAAGCAUAUUUAUUGCUGUAAAAAAAAAUUUAGAUAAUUUAUGUAAUUUAACAGACUCCAUUCAUAUGAAUAUGCAAAAUGCUUUGUUAAUUAUACAAAAAAUUAGUGAAAAAAUUAAAAAACACUUACUUAUGAAGAUAAAUGAGGAUGAUGGUGGAUAUAUAGAUGAGGGCACAAUUCUUUUGCUAUCAUAUGGUGUGGAAAUAAUUAAGAAAUGUAGCACAGAAUUACCACAAUAA
This is a messenger RNA of Plasmodium gallinaceum, 4383 nucleotides long. RefSeq names its product surface-associated interspersed protein (SURFIN). Lineage: Eukaryota; Apicomplexa; Aconoidasida; Haemosporida; Plasmodiidae. The transcript is spliced from 2 exons. Bases 1 to 4383 code for a protein of 1460 amino acids. The record is from RefSeq and is a predicted model, not a curated record.